AUGGGAGUUGUUUGGAAUUUUGGAAUAUUCUUCUGUGCCUUUAUACUUUUCACAUUAUUUGGGAAUUGUGAAUCAAGACCGGAUCCUGGAGAAUUAACCAGGAAUGGAUUCUAUACAGAUGCCGAUGGACAUGAUUACAGUUCAGAAAAAUCAUUAUUGAUUAACGAUCCCAAAUCGGAAUUCAGAACAAAACCAUCAGUUUUAACAAAGAUCACUUUUUCUGAAAAAGGAGGGUGGAAGAGAGAAUUGUAUUCUGGGAUAAUUUAUACGAAUUUUAUGGACAGAUUAUGUCAAGUUUGUCGAUAUUAUAGAAAAUCUUUCCGCUGUAUUCUCCGAUAUUGUUAA
This is a messenger RNA of Lottia gigantea (owl limpet), 345 nucleotides long. RefSeq lists its product as hypothetical. Bases 1 to 345 code for a protein of 114 amino acids. Lineage: Eukaryota; Metazoa; Mollusca; Gastropoda; Lottiidae. The transcript has 3 exons. The record is from RefSeq and is a predicted model, not a curated record.